AUGGCUACAAAAAGGGUCAAACACCGAAGGCGGUCUCACCAGCGUGGCAUGCACAACGGUGGCGACAUCUUGGAUGACUGCACCUCUGACUCUGACAGCGGCGAGUCCCCCUCGACCCCGAAGCAUGCCAACAUGCAACAACCCCCACAGCUUCAGAGCAAUGAUGCCCUGAACCAUCCAAGUAACGACCCUGGUUCCGAAAGACAGCAGUACCUCGCUCGCCUCAACGAGAGGAACGACAGGAACUUCCAAAAUAAGGCAGCCAAGCUGGAAGGAGCCCGCGCUUCUUCAGGCUGCUGA
Messenger RNA from Colletotrichum spaethianum, 300 nucleotides. RefSeq lists its product as uncharacterized. NCBI's taxonomy places the organism in Eukaryota, Fungi, Ascomycota, Sordariomycetes, Glomerellales, Glomerellaceae. The transcript has 3 exons. The record is from RefSeq and is a predicted model, not a curated record. Bases 1 to 300 code for a protein of 99 amino acids.